CGAUCCGAUCGGUCCAACCAACCACACAUCUCCAAUAGUUAACCAUGGUUCAACCCAAUGCAAAGACCUUUGGUCUCGCAAGGGCCGGCUGCGUUCGGUGGGCCUCGUGACGGCAGGAGUCGUGGCCCUAUACAUGGGCCUGAGCGUGUACGAGAACCAGGACGGCCUGUUCCGGACAUUUGUGUUGCCGGCAGUGCGUUGGCUGCCCGCCGAGGCGGGCAACAAUUUGGCCUUGAUGGCGUGCAAGUAUCGCCUCUAUCCAGUGUCCGGCUACAGGGACAACAUCAACUUGAAGACCUCGUUUUUUGGCCGGCCCAUAAGCAAUCCCAUUGGCAUCGCGGCCGGCUUCGAUAAGAACGGUGAGGCAGUGCGAGGGCUGAAGGAUUUGGGCUUCGGUUUCAUUGAGAUUGGCAGCGUUACGCCCCAGGCCCAGAAGGGCAAUCCUAAGCCGCGCAUCUUUCGCCUGCACAACGAUCGGGCGAUCAUCAACCGGAAGGGCGUCGAUAGCGAUGGCCACGAGGCGGUGGUGCGGCGGCUGCGCCAGUUGCGAGCCACCAAAGAUUUCGACGCUGUCGUGGGCGUUAAUCUGGAACGCAAUCGCACCUCCAAGACACCUGUCACGGACUACAUGACGGGUGUGAAGACCUUCGCCCCCUGGGCCGACUAUCUUGUUGUCAACUACGACCACUUGAAGGGCAUGCGGAGCGUGAACAACAAAACGAAGCUCAUCGAGCUUCUGGCGGGUGUCAACAAAGCGCGUUCCCAGCUGGGGGGCAAGCUGAAUGUGCCCAUUCUGUUGAAGCUAUCACCAGAUCUGACACUGGACGAAAUGCGGGACGUGGCCGACGUCAUCGAAAUGUGUGCUUGCAAGGUGGAUGGCCUUAUUGUGUCCAAUGCGACAAUGUAUCGGGACAAUCUCAGAAACUCCAGGCUGGCCAAAGAGAACGGCGUCAUAAGUGGGGAGCCGCUGCGGGACCGCUCCACGAGGCUAAUUGCCCAGAUGUACGAGCUGACCAAAGGCUGCGUGCCCAUCAUUGGCGUGGGCGGUGUCUCAUCCGGCCGGGAUGCGUACGAGAAAAUCGCGGCCGGCGCAUCGUAUGUGCAGAUCUAUACAGCUUUUGUAUACGAGGGCCCUGAAUUAGUGGACCGUGUCAAGGGUGAGCUUUCCGCAUGGCUCACCAAGUUGGGCUAUGCGAAUAUAAACAAAGCAGUAGGUUCCAAUUAUCAACGAUAUCUGCCCUGCACCGAUUAAUUCUAAAUAAAUUAAAUUUUGUGUGUGUUUAAA
Messenger RNA from Drosophila montana, 1285 nucleotides. RefSeq names its product dihydroorotate dehydrogenase (quinone), mitochondrial-like. The coding region runs from base 134 to 1252 and encodes 372 amino acids. Gene Ontology annotation, molecular function: dihydroorotate dehydrogenase activity. Gene Ontology annotation, biological process: 'de novo' pyrimidine nucleobase biosynthetic process; pyrimidine ribonucleotide biosynthetic process. The record is from RefSeq and is a predicted model, not a curated record. The transcript is spliced from 2 exons. Gene Ontology annotation, cellular component: cytoplasm; mitochondrial inner membrane. Lineage: Eukaryota; Metazoa; Arthropoda; Insecta; Diptera; Drosophilidae.